Molecule: messenger RNA, 1765 nt
Organism: Vigna umbellata (rice bean)
Lineage: Eukaryota; Viridiplantae; Streptophyta; Magnoliopsida; Fabales; Fabaceae
Product: endoglucanase 24-like
Biological process (GO): carbohydrate metabolic process
Molecular function (GO): hydrolase activity, hydrolyzing O-glycosyl compounds
Source: RefSeq, a predicted model, not a curated record
ACACCGUCUACUUGUCUUACUCUACAUUCUCUUCUGUAUUAAAAAAAGAAAAAACAGUGCUUUAAGAUCACCAUGACUUAACUCAAAACCUUAGUAAUUACCCUAUUUUCAAUUGAAUGGAACGACACCAUCUUAAAGAACCCAACAAAAAGCACAACGUUGGUGCCUUGUUUUGGUGGUUAACAGUGUCCAUGAUCGCAUGUCUCCUACUAGUUGCUGCUGUUGUUUAUGUAGUAACCAAGUUUGAGGUUGGUCACUCUGAUUCAGCUCAACUCACUUCUCAAACCACCAAAGUUGUUCAGAAAUACGCCUCUGCUCUUCAAUUGGCUCUGCAAUUUUUCGACGUCCAGAAAUCGGGUAAGGUUGAGAAUCAGAGGAUUUCGUGGCGAGGGGAUUCUGGGCUUCGAGAUGGGAGUGAAGCGGAUUUGGAUUUGUCGAAAGGAAUGUAUGAUGCGGGUGACCACAUGAAAUUUGGGUUCCCCAUGGCUUUCACUGCAACUGUGUUGUCUUGGGCGAUUCUUGAAUACGGAGAUCGCAUGGACGCGGUGAAGCAGCUACACUAUGCACUUGACUCUUUAAAGUGGAUCACUGAUUAUCUUGUUAAUGCACACCCUUUUCCAGAAGUGCUUUACAUUCAGGUGGGGGAUCCUGAGGUGGAUCAUAAUUGCUGGGAAAGGCCUGAGGACAUGGAUGAAGAAAGGCCACUCACUCAAGUUAACUCAUCUUUUCCAGGAACAGAAGUUGCGGCUGAAACUGCAGCUGCAUUGGCCUCAGCAUCUCUUGUUUUUAAGCAGAUUGACUUCACUUAUUCUAGGAUUCUCCUUGGACAUGCUCAACAGCUGUUUAUUUUUGCUGAUACAUAUAGAGUUUCCUACAGUGUCAGCAUCCCUCAAGUGCGGAAUUACUACAACUCAUCUGGUUUUGGGGAUGAACUCUUGUGGGCAGGUGUAUGGCUCUAUCAUGCAACUAAGGAUCCUUCAUAUCUCAAUUAUGUCACAGAGCAGAAUGAAAAAUCAUUUGGCGGUUUAGGAAUCGUAUCGUGGUUUAGCUGGGAUGAUAAACAUGCUGCAACUCAGGUUCUUUUGUCCAGAAUAAGUUUCUUUGGGGCAAAAAACAUCCCAGAUGCGGAGAACCUUGACCUUCAGAUGUACAGAGAAAGUGUUGAAAUCCUCAUCUGCACGCUUCUACCUGAUUCACCAACAGCCACCACCAACAGAACUGAAAGUGGACUGAUAUGGCUGGUGCCAUGGAACUCUUUGCAAAAUUCAGUGGCUUCUGCAUUCUUAACUAUUCUAUACAGUGACUACAUGCUCACAUCUCAAACCGAAACACUGUACUGUAGUGGGAAAUUGUAUAAACCAGUAGAUCUUCGCAAAUUUGCCAUUUCUCAGGCAGAUUAUGUGUUGGGUGAAAAUCCUAUAAAUAUGAGUUAUCUUGUGGGCUAUGGAAGUCACAACCCCAAUUACAUACAUCACAGAGGAUCUUCUAUUCCAGUUAAUGCUACAACUGGUUGCAAAGAUGGAUUCAAGUGGUUUCACUCAACUUACCCCAAUCCUAAUAUAGCAUUUGGAGCAUUAGUUGGUGGUCCUUUCCUUAAUGAGACAUACAAUGAUUUCAGAAACAACUCAAUGCAAGCUGAGCCAACAACAUAUAACAGUGCUCUCUUUGUUGCUCUCUUGUCUGGUUUAGUUGCAAGUUCCACUGUACCAUUCUCCUUCUUCUAAACUUGUAUCAUCCAGAUAUGUGAGAAUGAAGAAUAUAUAGU